AUGUCAACAGAAAAAAUGUCUGUCAAAGGUAAAUAUAUUGUUGAUAAGUGUGGUCGUGUAAGAAUAUUUCGCGGUAUUAAUGGUGUUCUAAAAUAUUUUCCAUGGUAUCCUUACAAAGCACCUGAUCCUCCUUUACUUGAUUCAAAUUAUAUGUCAAAUCUACGUGAUUGGGGUUUUAAUGUUAUUCGUCUUGGAACAAUGUGGGCUGGUGCAGAACCAGUGGAAGGACAAUAUAAUGAAACAUAUUUAUUGAAAUUGAAAGAAAUUAUUGAAUUAGCUAACAAUUAUAACAUUUAUAUAUUUCAUGAUAUGCAUCAAGAUCUUUUAACAAGUGCACUUAAAGGAUUGGAUAACCUUAGUGGAUAUGAUGGUAUACCACUUUGGUUAUUUAAAAAAUUUAAACCUUGUGUGGACAAUAAUAAAUUUACUUGUCCAAGUAAAACUGGUAUAAAACCAUGUGUUAAGUAUCCUUGUCCAUUCCAACCCGGUUUUGACAGUAACGGAAAUUGGUUUUUUAAUUAUUUUACAUCAAUUUGUUCAAGUGGAUUUCAACAAUUAUAUAAAAACCAGAGUGGAGCAAUUGAUUCGUGGAGUAAAUUUUGGGUUAAAAUAGCUGAAACAUUUGGACCAUAUUCAAAUGUAUUAGGCUACGAAUUAAUUAAUGAACCAUGGUUUGGUGAUUUUUAUAAAGAUCCAUUCUUACUUUUACCUGCUAAGGCUGGUCAUGAAAAUUUAUUACCAGUUUAUGAUAUAUUAAAUCACGCUAUAAGAACAGUUGAUACUCAAUCAUUAUUAUUCUAUGAACCUGUAACUUAUGGAGUUUUUCUUCACGGACCUUUUCUUGGAACAGGUAUAGUUACAAAUUCUUCUAUUUAUCUAAAUCUAUAUUAA
This is a messenger RNA of Rotaria sordida, 891 nucleotides long. The record is from the annotation of a GenBank genome assembly. NCBI's taxonomy places the organism in Eukaryota, Metazoa, Rotifera, Eurotatoria, Philodinida, Philodinidae.